CGUAGUGAGCAAACGGAAACUCACAAAUUAAAGAGAUCAUAUAGCACCGGUUUCCAAAUUCGAGAGAGAUGGGAAAACGAUUUUACUGCGAUUUCUGUGAUCGGUCAUUUGCUGACAGGGGUUUGAAUAGGAAAAAUCAUUUUAAGGGAUUGCAACAUCAGCGCAUGAAGAAACAGCAUUAUGAUAACUUCCGUGAUGCUGCUUCCAUUCUAGCUGAGGAUUCAAGUAAAACACCAUGCAAAAGAUUCUUUAUGGGCUCUUGUGAUUAUGGUGAUGGUUGUAAAUUCUCUCACAUGACACCAGAAAAAAGGCAGUUCCUUCAACAACAAGUUACUAAUGAUAAAGAGGAGAAGGAAAGAAGACUUAUGUUAGAGGGAUCAGAGCCUACAUUAGAAGAGUGGUUGGAGAAAAGAAACAAGAAACUCAGGAAAGAUAACCCAUCUGAAAAUAGACCAGACAUACAUUAUGAGUUACCUCCCUUCCUAAUGCAUGUACCAAAUCUGCCUCCAUCAUUGCUACCUCCAACUGCUGAAGAGCUGAUAAAUAAACCUCACUGUGAAUGGGGAUGAAAUGUAAAUGAAAGACACAAAGACUAGCUUUACAAAGACUGUAGAGGGAUAUGAAAAAAAGUUGUGUCUUAUUGAAAAAGGAAAUUAUACCAAUAGUAUUGGCAAUAUGUUUGUGUGAACCCUACCAGCAUUUUGCAAUAUACUUGUGUAAACGCUACCAACAGGUCUGGCAAUUCCCUAUCAGCAGAUCUGGCAAUAUUCUUCAAGUCUUGUGUGAACACAACCAACAGGUCUUACAAUAUACUUGUGUCGACCCUACCAAUAGGUCAGACAAUGAACGUGUGUGUACCCUGCCAUCAGAACUGGCAAUAUACUUGUGAGGACCGACCAUGCCAGCAUAUCUUGCAAUGUACACAUGUGAACCAUACCAAUAGAUCUUGCAAUGUAUUUGUGUUGAUGCUACCAACAGGUCUUGCAAUAUACUUGUGUGAACACUGCCAGCAGAUCUGGCAAAUAUACUUGUGUGGCAAUAUACUUGUGUUGACGCUACCAAUUGGUCUUGCAAUAUACUUGUGAAGACAUUAUAGCUACAGGUCUGGCAAUAUACUUUAGUUAACCCUAUAAUAUACAUUAUACUUGUAUUGACCACACCAAUAGAUCUGGCAAUAAAUUCAUUGCAUUGUUA
Ruditapes philippinarum (Manila clam) is the source of this 1194-nucleotide messenger RNA. Its product is annotated as zinc finger matrin-type protein 5-like. The record is from RefSeq and is a predicted model, not a curated record. Gene Ontology annotation, molecular function: nucleic acid binding; zinc ion binding. Lineage: Eukaryota; Metazoa; Mollusca; Bivalvia; Venerida; Veneridae. Bases 69 to 569 code for a protein of 166 amino acids. Gene Ontology annotation, cellular component: U12-type spliceosomal complex. The transcript has 4 exons.